CCAGCCACCCUGAAAUCAGAAGCAUCCCAAGUUAGGCGGCGUAAAAAUCACAAUGCGGGCGCACCAGAGAGACCAGCAGCACGGUCUCGGCAUGAGCAGAGGAGCUUCAUGAAGCAGGUGUUUGGUUUUGAGUGCUCUGAUCUCUCCAGCUGGCAGCGAUUUGUCAGCCUGAUGAAUCGACCAACUGAUCCCGCUGGUCUCGGAGUAUUCCGCUUCCUCUUUGGUCUUCUUAUGGUUCUGGACAUCCCCCAGGAGCGCGGACUCAGUUACCUGGACCACAAGUACCUAGAUGGGCUGGACGUCUGCCGAUUCCCCCUUUUUAACAACCUUCAACCUUUGCCCCUGGACUGGAUGUACCUGGUCUACAUCAUCAUGCUCCUAGGAGCUCUGGGUAUAACUCUUGGAUGCUUUUACCGCCUUAGCUGCCUGCUAUUUGUAGUGCCGUACUGGUAUGUCUUCUUCCUAGACAAGACGACUUGGAACAACCAUUCUUAUCUCUACGGGUUGAUUGGAUUCCAGUUGACCCUGAUGAAUGCCAAUCGCUACUGGUCAAUUGAUGGCUUAUUCAGUUCUCGCAAACGCAAUGCACAUGUCCCACUUUGGAAUUACACUGUCCUCAGAACCCAGAUCUUCAUUGUGUACUUUAUUGCUGGAAUCAAGAAACUGGAUGCAGACUGGGUAGAAGGGUAUUCCAUGGGCACGCUAUCACGUCAUUGGCUCUUUGACCCCUUCAAGUUGUUUCUAACUGAGGAGAUGACAAACCUUGUGGUGGUCCAUUGGUGUGGUCUGUUCUUAGACCUGACUGCAGGAUACCUCCUCUUCUUUGAUGUCACACGCCCAAUAGCCAUGUUUUUUGUCAGCUAUUUCCACUGUAUGAAUUCCCAGCUAUUCAGUAUAGGUAUGUUCUCGUACACCAUGCUGGCCACUAGCCCUCUCUUCUGUUAUCCUGAUUGGCCACGAAGACUUGUGUCGAAACUGCCCCGCUGCCUACAUUGCUUUUUACCCCACACUCAGUCACCGCAGAAGAGUCCAGAGUGUGUCUACCCUGGUCAAAGGGGGAAAGGAAAUGCACAGUAUGGGCUGAGACAGAAACUAGGAGCCAUCUUUACUGUCCUCUAUAUACUAGAGCAGCUGUUCCUGCCAUAUUCACAUUUCAUUACCCAGGGCUACAAUAACUGGACAAAUGGCCUGUAUGGUUACUCCUGGGAUAUGAUGGUACAUUCCCGUUCUCACCAGCAUGUGAAAGUUACCUAUAAAGAUGGUGGCACUGGAGAGAUCGGAUAUCUUAAUCCUGGGGUAUUCACGCAGACCCGACGUUGGAAAGAUCAUGCUGAUAUGCUAAAGCAGUAUGCCACCUGCCUGCAUGGACUUCUUGGAGCAUAUAAUAUCUCUGAGCCUGAGAUAUACUUUGAUGUGUGGGUGUCUAUCAAUGAUCGCUUCCAGCAGAGGCUGUACGAUCCCACAGUGGACAUAGUGAAAGCCGAUUGGUCACCUUUCCAUAAAACACCUUGGGUUAAGCCAUUGUUAGUUGACCUGUCACCAUGGAGAUUAAAAUUCCAGGAGAUUGAGAGCUCUUUGGACAAUCAAACUGAUGUGGUCUUCAUAGCAGACUUCCCAGGCCUUUACCUGGAGAAUUAUCUGCAUGAGGAUUUAGGUAACACCAGUAUACACGUGCUGCAAGGGGAGGUCAGUGUUGAAAUUGUGAAGGACUCUAAAAACUUCACCCUGAAGGAGGGAGAUCGAAUGCAGUUGCCAGGUGGGGAGUACCACAAAGUGUUCACAGUGUCUUCGGGCCCCUCGUGUUACAUGUAUCUUUAUGUAAACAUCACAGCUGUGACCCUGGAGAAGAACCUCACGCGCCUGCAGGAGCUAAAGGAGAGGGUGGAAAAUGGCAGUGAGAGUGCACCCCUGCCACCAGAACUUCAGCCGCUUCUCUCAGGAACGUUAGAUGGAAUCAAUGUCACAGACCCUCUAGUUCUCACAUACCUGCGUAGACAGAAGCGAAUUGAGGAAGCAGAGCGCCGACGCAAUGCAACUGUCGUACAAAGAUUUGAGAAGUUUUUCAAUAAGAAGUAUUAUCUUCUUCGUCGCAGUUUCCUGAUGACAGUCAUUUCUCUGCGAAAUCUCAUUGUGGGCCGCCCAUCACUGGACCAGUUAGCAGACGAAGUAGCAUUUGCAAGUAUCAAAUAUGAGGAUUCAAGGCAGCAGGAAGACAAGACAAGAGAGCCUUCCACAAGGGAACCUGAACAUACAGAUCUGUAA
Molecule: messenger RNA, 2262 nt
Organism: Staurois parvus
Lineage: Eukaryota; Metazoa; Chordata; Amphibia; Anura; Ranidae
Source: the annotation of a GenBank genome assembly